This is a messenger RNA of Trypanosoma rangeli, 2106 nucleotides long. RefSeq lists its product as uncharacterized. NCBI's taxonomy places the organism in Eukaryota, Euglenozoa, Kinetoplastea, Trypanosomatida, Trypanosomatidae. The transcript has a single exon. The record is from RefSeq and is a predicted model, not a curated record. Bases 1 to 2106 code for a protein of 701 amino acids.
AUGAGCGAGAUUAUUUUUGUGGAGCCCUGCGUGCUCUGCACUCCGCGAGCUGUCGUUGAGACCCACGUGGAGGGCCCAUGUGCGGCGGAGGGCGGUUUUAUUGCUUCAUCACCCGCGUCGCACUACACCCAUGUGGCUCUAUAUGAAUGGAUCCAAAAGUUCGCGGAGAGAGACUUGGAAAAGCGCCUCAACGCGAACAGCAGGUUGCAAGAUCUAGAGGAAAUAGAAGCUGCUCUCCGUGAGAUGAUUGCACUUGAUGAGAGUCAAAUUCACACGAAUCACAUUGUCAGGUGCCAUCUGGCGUUUCUGCAGCGUCAGCAACAGCGACGAGAGCGUGAGCUCACAAUGCGAGAGACACUAUUGAAAUACCAGCUGCAUCGGCUACUUCACUUGGAGCGGUGCUUCAACGCCGCGAGAGGAGACAAGUCCCUAGACGCAAUGGGUACUCUGCAGCAUGCGGAGAAACUUUUGAAGGAGGAGAUGCAGAAGUUCCUUGUGGAGAUGUAUACACCAGAGCUGUCACGCGCCCAGGAGGCGCAGAGGUUUGCGGAGGACCGACUACAAGCGUCAGUGCGCGUGGUGGAGCACCAGACAGCACGACUAGAGUCGAUAAAGAGGGAGCUAAAUGAGGUUUGCUUGUUUUUGAACGACUUGGCAGCAUGCGCCAAAGUAGCGGCACGCUGCGACGACAGCCGAGGAAGAAGUGCGUAUGCCGCGUUUCGUAGAGAAGAGAACGCGUUUUGCACCCCACAAAAAGUUAUACUUGCCGUGCAGGAGCGAAUCAGAGAACUGGAACUGCGGCAAGCGAGCAUGGUCCAAGACGUGAACCCAGCAGGGACCUCGAAUGACACGUUUGACGCUUUAACACUGGCAGUUUGCCGAUUGGAAGAGACACGGGCGGAAUUUUAUGCUUUCAACCGCCAGGCCCCUUCAUGUGACCUGCAAAUCGCUAAUGAUACUGUUAAUCGCAGCAGCAGCAGCAGCAGCAGUAAUUGCGUGAAACCACCACUACCACCGCCGUCAGCAUCGUCGUUCCCCCCCCCAAUGUCUUCAAACGCUGGCCCCAAGGAGUCCUUUAUGGAAUCUCGUACCAGUGAAAUCCACCACGCUGUUUUACACGAGCAGCGGAGGCUAAUUAUGAUGUUGAACUGCACAUGUGGUGUGCGUCCAGUUCUUCUUCGUCUUUCCACCGAGAGCGAGGCAGAACGAUACGCGCGGCGGCCUUUGAGUCUCUUUGCGGGACAUAGUCUCUCGCUGCAUCAGUGGACGCAUACGGACGGGACACGAACAGUGAAACGGGCGGCUGUUUUCUAUCCGACAUCACCUAAACGUGAUGGUGAGGUUCCAAAGGAAAAUCUAGAAUCUCUACUCUUUGCGAAGGCAAAAGAAAAGGGUGAUUUAUUUGAAAUCAUUGAUCUGCGUGCUGAGGUCAAAGAUGCUGACGUAUAUUUUAUGGGCGAUGCCGUUGCGUUCUCGGCAGAUGGCAACUUUAUGUAUCUCUGUUGCGGUGCUGCCGACACCUUUAGCGAUGCUCGACGUACGGCAACAGUCCACGUUGCGGAAUUGCUGCGUCGCCGACUCGGUGUACCAUCUGCCAACUGUUUUUGUUACUACUCCUCUUUUUCUUCCGUCGUGAGUCUUGGAUGGGCCGGUGCAGGCGUUUGCGCAUGGGCACUGGAUGAGAUGUGUUUUCCAUCCCGUGAGGAGAAGGAGUCGUUUGAUUUGCACCUGCGCGAGACGUACUGCACCGUUAUUCACCUCACGCGCGCAGAAGUGGAGAAUUUUGCUAAUGAGUGCGUGGAGAUCGUUUCGCAUAUGCCCCGCGAUGAAUCACCGAAGCGGCGACUUGUCAUCUCUUCUCACGCCCUCCGCUCCCUUUCGGAGCGUCACCGCGCCACAUUGACGGCGUGGUACGGUGACGGUGGGUGCAUCGUGCCGGAUUUGCCAACAAUUGAGCGCAUGCGUGGCCAUUCGGUGAGGUCGAUGAUGCUAACAGUUGUGACACACGGCUCACAUCUUCCACCGCCAAGUUUGCGUGGAUUUUUCUCGUUUCUCGGCAUCAGGGCGAAUGAGAGAGCGAGAGAGAGUGAACGAGUGAGUGAAUGA